UUAUCUUAAAGAAAUAUGUGCAGAUAUUUCUACAUCUCCCUAAUUCUUAAUAUUCCUAACAAAUCUGGUAUAAAUUCGAGUCUAGCCCAGCUAGAGAUCCUGUGCAAGCAGCUGUAUGAGACCACAGACACCAGCACCCGAUUGCAGGCUGAGAAAGCCCUUGUGGAGUUUACGAACAGCCCGGAGUGUCUGAGCAAGUGCCAGCUGCUGCUGGAGAGGGGCAGUUCUUCUUAUUCCCAGCUACUUGCUGCCACGUGUCUCACCAAGCUGGUGUCCCGGACCAGUAAUCCCCUUCCACUGGAGCAAAGAAUUGACAUUCGGAACUACGUAUUAACUUAUCUGGCCACCCGCCCAAAACUCGCCUCCUUUGUUACCCAAGCCCUGAUUCAGCUGUAUGCUCGCAUCACCAAACUGGGCUGGUUUGACAAUCAGAAGGAUGAAUAUGUGUUCCGUAGUGUCAUCGUGGAUGUUACCCGCUUCCUGCAGGACAGCGUGGACUAUUGCGUCAUUGGAGUCAGUAUUCUAUCACAGUUGACCAAUGAAAUCAACCAGGCAGAUGCCACACACCCUCUGACCAAGCACCGCAAAAUCGCAUCAUCCUUCAGAGACUCCUCUUUAUUUGAUAUCUUCACCCUCUCUUGUAACCUCUUAAAACAGGCAUCAGGGAAGUCUUUGUUACUCUCUGAUGGGUCCCAACAAGACCUCCUUAUGCAGCUCCUCAAGCUCACCCACAGCUGCCUGAACUUUGACUUCAUUGGCACCUCCACAGACGAGUCCUCCGACGAUCUCUGCACAGUACAGAUCCCCACAAGCUGGCGUUCAGCUUUCCUGGACUCUUCCACACUACAACUUUUCUUUGACUUGUAUCAUUCCAUCCCUCCCAACUUCUCCCCAUUGGUCCUCUCAUGUCUGGUACAAAUUGCCUCUGUCCGACGCUCCUUAUUUAAUAAUGCAGAAAGAGCCAAGUUUCUCUCUCACCUGGUGGACGGAGUAAAGAGAAUUUUAGAAAAUCCCCAAAGCCUUUCUGACCCCAAUAACUACCAUGAAUUUUGCCGCUUGCUGGCACGCCUGAAGAGUAACUACCAGCUAGGGGAGCUGGUGAAGGUGGAGAACUACCCUGAGGUCAUCAGACUCAUUGCAAACUUUACAGUCACCAGUCUACAGCACUGGGAAUUUGCACCCAAUUCUGUACAUUAUCUCUUAAGCUUAUGGCAGCGUCUUGCUGCAUCUGUACCCUAUGUGAAGGCAACAGAGCCUCAUCUUCUGGAGACCUAUACACCAGAGGUGACCAAAGCCUAUGUCACAUCCCGCCUGGAGUCCGUUCACAUUAUCCUCAGGGAUGGCCUGGAAGACCCCCUUGAUGAUGCGGGUCUGGUGCAGCAGCAGCUGGAUCAGCUUUCCACCAUUGGGAGAUGCGAGUACGAUAAGACGUGCGCCCUGUUGGUGCAGCUCUUUGAUCAGUCAGCUCAGACCUAUCAGGAACUUCUGCAGAGUGGAUCUGCCCCCAGCAUGGAGCUGACUGUGCAGGAAGGUCGGCUCACUUGGUUGGUUUACAUUAUUGGUGCAGUAAUAGGAGGCAGGGUGUCUUUUGCCAGCACCGAUGAACAGGAUGCCAUGGAUGGAGAAUUAGUGUGUCGUGUGCUGCAACUGAUGAACCUCACAGAUUCCCGUCUAGCCCAGGCUGGCAAUGAGAAGCUGGAGCUGUCAAUGCUAAGCUUCUUUGAGCAAUUCAGGAAAAUCUACAUCGGGGAUCAAGUGCAAAAGUCCUCCAAGCUUUAUCGUCGCCUUUCAGACGUCUUGGGUCUGAAUGAUGAAACUAUGGUGCUGAGCAUCUUCAUUGGCAAAAUUAUCACGAAUCUCAAGUACUGGGGUCGCUGUGAGCCCAUCACAUCAAAGACAUUACAGCUGCUGAAUGACCUUUCUAUAGGAUACAGCAGUGUAAGGAAGCUGGUGAAGCUCAGUGCUGUCCAGUUCAUGUUAAACAACCACACAAGCGAGCACUUUUCCUUCUUGGGGAUCAACAGCCAGUCCAACUUAUCAGACAUGCGCUGCCGGACCACCUUCUACACUGCACUGGGCCGCCUCCUCAUGGUGGAUUUAGGAGAGGAUGAGGAGCAGUUCUCUCAGUUCAUGAUGCCUCUCACCGCUGCCUUCGAGUCAAUGGCCCAAAUGUUCAACAGCAACAGCUUUAAUGAACAAGAAGCCAAGAGGAGUCUGGUUGGAUUGGUGAGAGAUCUGAGAGGAAUCGCCUUUGCGUUCAAUGCUAAGAGCAGCUUCAUGAUGCUGUUUGACUGGAUAUAUCCCGCAUACAUGCCCAUCCUUCAAAGAGCACUAGAACUCUGGUUCCAUGACCCAGCCUGCACCACACCUAUCCUCAAGCUCAUGGCAGAACUGGUACACAACAGGUCACAGAGGUUACAAUUUGACGUCUCUUCUCCAAAUGGCAUUCUUCUGUUCCGAGAGACAAGCAAAAUGAUCACAACUUAUGGUAACAGGAUCCUGACUCUGGGGGAGCUCCCUAAGGAGCAGCUGUACGUUCUGAAAUUGAAGGGAAUCUCUAUAUGUUUCUCGGUGCUAAAAGCUGCUCUCAGUGGUAGCUAUGUCAAUUUUGGGGUCUUCCGCCUCUACGGUGAUGAAGCUCUGGAUAAUGCUCUUCAGACCUUUGUCAAACUACUGCUGUCUGUGCCACACAGUGAUCUGCUGGAUUAUCCCAAGCUCAGUCAGUCAUAUUACUCGCUCCUGGAGGUGCUGACUCAGGAUCACAUGUCUUUCAUUGCCAGCCUGGAGCCACAUGUCAUCAUGUACAUUCUCUCCUCCAUCUCCGAGGGGCUCACAGCUCUGGACACCAUGGUGUGCACAGGGUGCUGUUCUUGCCUGGACCACAUAGUCACAUACCUCUUUAAACAGCUAUCUCGCAGCGGUAAGAAAAGGGGUGCACCGCCGCCGCAGGAAAGUGAACGCUUCCUACACAUAAUGCAGCAGCACCCGGAAAUGAUCCAGCAGAUGCUUUCCACGGUUCUCAAUAUCAUUAUCUUUGAAGACUGUCGAAAUCAGUGGUCAAUGAGCCGGCCAUUGUUAGGCCUGAUCCUCCUCAAUGAGAAGUAUUUCUCGGACCUCCGGAGAAGCAUAGUCAGCAGUCAGCCCCCGGAGAAGCAGCAAGCCAUGCAUCUAUGCUUCGAGAACCUAAUGGAAGGAAUUGAGGGGAACCUACUCACGAAGAACAGAGACAGGUUUACACAAAAUCUCUCAGCCUUCCGACGAGAAGUCAACGACUCAAUGAAAAAUUCAACCUGCGGCCCCAACAGUAAUGAAAUGAUGAGCUGACCUCCCCCCACACCUCCAGCCAUCCUCUCCCCACCAUCUUCCUCCCCUUGUACAAAACCCUGCACAUUUUUUGGUAAUGUUUUGAAUUCUUUCUACGGACAGGGGAAAUCUAUGGCGAGUGGAUCUCUGCCUCCUCCCCCCCUCUUUCCACAGAGUGGAGGCAGUUGGGGUGCUGAUGAGCGAAUGUUAGAGUCACGCCUGUUCACCUGGACUGAGCCCCCUAUUGAAAAAAAAUUACAAAUAUAUAAAUAUAUAUAUA
Hyla sarda is the source of this 3583-nucleotide messenger RNA. RefSeq names its product exportin 7 (gene XPO7). Bases 16 to 3324 code for a protein of 1102 amino acids. The transcript has 28 exons. Gene Ontology annotation, molecular function: nuclear export signal receptor activity; small GTPase binding. Gene Ontology annotation, biological process: protein export from nucleus. NCBI's taxonomy places the organism in Eukaryota, Metazoa, Chordata, Amphibia, Anura, Hylidae. The record is from RefSeq and is a predicted model, not a curated record. Gene Ontology annotation, cellular component: cytoplasm; nuclear pore.